Notolabrus celidotus (New Zealand spotty) is the source of this 620-nucleotide messenger RNA. RefSeq names its product cytochrome c oxidase assembly protein COX14 homolog. Lineage: Eukaryota; Metazoa; Chordata; Actinopteri; Labriformes; Labridae. The record is from RefSeq and is a predicted model, not a curated record. The coding region runs from base 143 to 319 and encodes 58 amino acids. The transcript has 2 exons.
CUCACGGGCUGCCGUACCUUACGAAAGCGAAGGUUAGCUAGCUUAUGUGCUUAUUUCGCGUGUCGGCGUGCUGACAUUGAACACCCCACACCUUCUACAACUUGUUCUCGCUGCCCUUUUGUAAACUUAAAGGAUCCUCAUCAUGAUCACUGGAAAGCGCCUGGCUGACAUCGGCUAUCGGACCUUCUCAGCCUCCAUGAUGCUGCUGACGGCCUACGGUGGUUACCUUUGUGUUAUGCGAGGAUACCGCUACAUGCAGAAGCAGAAACAGCUUCAACUGGCAGCAGAGAACCAGGAUCCAGAAGUCAUCAAAGACUGAUACUGAAAGGAAAGCUUUUCUUUAUUUGCACAGAUGUGGACAUUUCCCAUUCCUUUUCUUUCUUCGUCCAUCACCAAAUCAUGAAGAUGUUGAAUCUUCCCUGGACGUUUGUCUGAUUUCAGUGAGGGCAUUGGGCUCGCACAAGGAAGUGCGUUGUCAUAAGAGCUUCACCAAGCAAAUUUACUGAGAACAUAUUUGCAUCACUGACCUGUGUAGAAUCCGUGUCUGGGUUGGAACCGUUUCAGGAGUGAAGAUGGCUGUAAUUGUUUGUACUAUAUUAAAUUAAAUGCCUUUAAACAAA